AAUGUCAUGGCAUGGGACCCCAUUGAUUUUGUUAUAAUGUUUGAGUCACACAGAUAGCAAAAGAACAAGGCAUAGGCUAUGGCAAAAUUUGUAUAAUUGCAGGAAAUUAUAUUUUCUGAAAAAACUGACAAUUCUCUGUCCCAUGGCAAAAUGUGUAGAAUUGCAGGAAAUUAGCUUUGAAACUGAAAUUUUUCUCUCAGCCCCAUGACAAAAUGAAUGUGUAGAAUUGCAGGAAACUAGCUUUAAAACUGUAAAAUGUUCUCUCUGCCCCAAGGCAAAAUGUGUAGAAAUGCAGGAAAUGUGCUUUAAAACAAAAUUUGUUUGUCUCUGUGGCCAAGCGGAGGGCCUCUAAUACCGGGCCUUUGCACUACACACCAGCCAGGGUCAAUAGAAGAAACCACCUUCACCAGCACGUGUCUAAAGCACAGGCCUACUGCUGACCCACAGUUCAUCUACUCAACCAGCUCUCAAGACAACGUCUACAUUAGAGGAACACUGUAACAUUGAAGGGAAUGGAAUAAGUUAUUCUGCAAUUUAUGUCACGUCGUUCGCGCCUGCUGCUCCCUCGCUCACGUGACUCAGCCAAUAGCUGUAGUGCUCUCUCAACUCUCACACACACACAUACAUACAUACCCCUCCGGCCCUCCCCACCACUCACUCACGGUAAUAGCCUGCCUCAGCAGCAGGUCUUUCUUCCGGGUUACGUCUAUGCUGAUUGGAUGAUAACAUGAGCUACAGUUUAUCCACCCCCUCAUGAUAAAAAUGUAGAGGCAACAAUGUAGCAAUAUUUAUAACAACUUGUCUCGGAUAUUUUAAUAACACAAACUCAUAGAAGAAGAAAAAAAACGCAUCUCAAUCAUUUGUGAUUUUAAGAGUGUCUUACAGUACUAGAAUAUAGUCAUUGAUUUAUACCGAAAGUGGGAGGAAAAAAAACGUUUUCACAUGGCGCGUGACGCACGCAAAGAGUUUUACGCAUGCGCCCUUGAUUGACUGGGGCUCAAUGGAGUCACUCAUGUUUUCUUAUAGCACAAUGGUCACGAAUUCUGAAGUGAAGCGGUCUGGAAAACCGGUCUCGAACCCCCGACUAAUUUCUACAUCAGCGGGUCUUGUGACAGAAACCGUCGCGGAGUCGCAUAUUGUCCAUUGUAGCCUUUCAGUGGUAUCGUAAUUGCUCCAGAUAUUGUUGAGUAAACAUUGCUACAUAUUACCCUGGCUCAAACUCCCCCUCUCUCCUUUACGCAACAGCUUGAAAGGUGUCUAAAGUCAUUUGUAUAAAGGCAGAAUAGUAGAAAACGUCCACCCGAAAUCCAACCCACAGCCAUUUCACAGAAAAAUGUCAGAAGUGAACAUCGGAAGACGCAAGGAGAAGUGUGAGAACUGCACUAAACAGUGCAACAAGAAGCAGAGUGAUGAAGGCAUUAGCUUCCUUCCAGAGAAAGAUGUAGCCAACAGAGAAGUCCCUGCCUCCUCCCAUCUACUCAAGCAGCAGGUGUUGCUGAGUGCCUGUCUGUCCUGUGAGGGCUGUGUGUCCGAGGAGGAGAGCCUAAAGAUCUCCCAACAGAACCUGGAGGAGAUGGCCCGCGUCCUGGGCCUCAACAAGAAGUGUGAUGUGUCCAAACACAAGGUCCUGGUGGUGUCGGUGUGUCCCCAGUCUCUGCCUUUCUUCGCUGUCAAGUUUGGUCUGGACAUUCCUGAGGCCACACGCAAACUUUGUGGCUUCCUCAAGAGCCUGGGAGUGCAGUAUGUGUUUGAUACUACUCUAGCUGCAGGGUUCAGUAUUCUGGAGAGCCAGAGAGACUUUGUCCAGAGGUACAGCAGGAGGCACCAUGAUAGCCACGCCCUACCCAUGUUCACCUCCUCCUGUCCAGGGUGGAUCCGGUACGCUGAGCGUGUUCUGGGCAGUCUGGUCACUCCUCACAUCUGUACGGCCAGGUCUCCUCAACAGAUCAUGGGCUGUCUGGUCAAAGACUAUUUCACCAAACAACAGAAGCUGAGCCCAGACAAGCUUUACCAUAUCGUGGUGGCUCCAUGCUUCGAUAAGAAACUGGAGGCGGUGCGAGGGGAGUUCUACAACAGUCUCCUGGAGAGCAGAGACGUGGACUGUGUCCUCACAUCAGGGGAGGUGUUCCACAUGAUGGAGCAGAUGAAGGUGUCAUUAGCAGAUCUGGACCCCGUCCCUCUAGACCACGUCCUGGGUGAGGCGGGGGACCCAGCCUUGGUGAGACACCAGGGCAGAGGAUCGGAGGGCUUCCUGGAACACAUCUUCAAAUACGCUGCAUCUGAACUGUUUGGUCUGGAUGUAGAGGAGAUCACAUACAAGACUCUCAGGAACCGUGACUUCCAGGAGGUGUGUCUGGAGCGGGAAGGGGAGGUGCUGCUGCAGUUUGCAUCCGUCUAUGGCUUCAGGAACAUCCAGACCCUGGUCCACCGCAUGAGGAAAGGACACGUCCCCUACCAAUUGGUGGAAGUGCUCUCCUGCCCAGGAGGUUGUAUGAGUGGUCGUGGGCAGGCGCAGGGAGAGACAGGAGGUCGGGUGGACAAGGCCUUGGUUCAGCAGAUGGAGGAGGCCUACAGCAGUCUACCAGUCAGGCUGCCUGACACCAACCCUGUCCUACACAUACUCUACCAGGACUGGCUGGAGGGACAGGACUCAACGCACACAAACACACUCCUACACACACAGUACACACAGCAGAGCCCCAGCCAGACAUGGACACACACACAGCCCCCGCACAUACAGUGGUGAGACACACACACACCUCUCGUACACACCCACACACACAGAAAACUCAAACACACCUCAACAUCCAAAAGCCCAAUAUGAGGGGUAUCAGGACCUUGGGGCAUCAUUUUACAUUACAUUUUAGUCAUUUAGCAGACGCUCUUAUCCAGAGCGACUUACAGUUAGUGAAUACAUAUUUUU
Coregonus clupeaformis (lake whitefish) is the source of this 2923-nucleotide messenger RNA. RefSeq names its product nuclear prelamin A recognition factor. Gene Ontology annotation, molecular function: lamin binding. Bases 1334 to 2746 code for a protein of 470 amino acids. Gene Ontology annotation, cellular component: lamin filament. The transcript is spliced from 11 exons. The record is from RefSeq and is a predicted model, not a curated record. Lineage: Eukaryota; Metazoa; Chordata; Actinopteri; Salmoniformes; Salmonidae.